Molecule: messenger RNA, 2878 nt
Organism: Maniola jurtina (meadow brown)
Lineage: Eukaryota; Metazoa; Arthropoda; Insecta; Lepidoptera; Nymphalidae
Product: fasciclin-2-like
Exons: 17
Coding region: 194-2614 (806 amino acids)
Biological process (GO): cell adhesion
Cellular component (GO): membrane; neuron projection
Molecular function (GO): protein binding
Source: RefSeq, a predicted model, not a curated record
AGUCGGUUAAUGCCUAGUCGCCCGCAUACAUGGAGACAACCGCACUAAUCAAUUAGUUGAAAGCGUGUUUCGGAACGCAUAUUCUAAUUUUAAAUUUUUCAAAUAACAUGAAGUUUUCCGCCGCGUUUUAUUGGCGUUGAUAAUAUUUUUAGCACUUGUUCCAAUUAUUUAAUAGGUCACUCAAAUUUCUGUUAUGGAGAAAUUAGUUUUUGUUGCGUUAUUAUUUUGUGUUCUUUUACCAGAGAGCUACGCAUGCUUUACAAGCAAUCAAACACACUUUACCCGAAUGAGAAUUGGAAGUCGGUUUUACCAGGAAUGUAAAUGUGAUGACCCGGGCAGUGAAGGAGUCAAACUUAUGUGGUUGGAUCCACACGACCAAGAAAUUCUACCAUUAAGACCAGGUAUAGAAUCGAACGUAUAUUCAGAAUGGGUGGAUGAAGACACAUAUAGGCUGUUCAUAUCGAGCCUUGGCAGAUCAAUAUCUGGUGCUUACAAGUGUGUGACCGUGCACAAUGGUCAAACGUACGCGCUUACGUACAACGUCGAAGCGUAUGAUCGUCCUUACUUUAUUAACACAAAUGAAACUCAGUAUGUUGUGAGUGGGAAGAAUGUUACCAUAUUUUGUGAAGCCCGAAGCGAGACAGAUCCUUUAAUAAUUUGGUACAAACAAGACGGCUUAACUAAGAUAAGGGAUGGUGACAAAUACGAAACUUCAUCACAAGGGUUGAUCAUAAAAGGAGUAACAAACGAUGAUAAAGGACUAUACAGAUGUGCAGCGUCAGAUCUCAAGACUGGGGAAGAAAUAAUCAGAGAUAUACAAGUUGAGGUGAUAUCAGUACCAAAAAUAACAGAAAUUGUAGCGUCUCCAGACAGCAAUGUGGUGGCUGGUGGCAUAUUAGAAAUCGUAUGUAUGGCUACUGGUAGCCCUCACCCGGAAUACGUAUGGAGAAAGAUUCCCAAAUAUUCUCAGCCAAUUGGGAAUCACACUUUCCCGGCGCAGUACGCUCAUUGGAAACAAGAAGCUAAUAGAAUAACAAUAUACGACGUGAAUGAAAAUGAUGCUGGGGCUUAUGAAUGCACAGCUUCUAAUGUAGCUGGCUCUUCGUCGGGCAGUAUUAACGUAGAUGUAUAUUUUAUGCCAGAGAUAACAAAAGCUGAUAGUUUAGUAGCUAUAGAAGGAACGACAGUACAAAUAGUUUGCAGAUCACAAGGUCUACCAAUUCCCCAGAUGAGUAUAAACUAUUUGGGAGAUGAAGUCGAUGAACGAAGCAUAGUAUGGGACGUGAAGAAUAUUAGUAACAUCGAAGUGGAGUUCUAUUUGACUUUCCUCAGAGUCAACAGAACUCACGACGGGUUUUAUGUUUGUAACGCGACCAAUUUCUUGGCCACUGAUCAAAGAGAAAUUAAUUUGGCAGUAUUGUACCCGCCACAUUUUGAUGAAAAAUUCGAGGAAGCCUGGGGUUGGAGCGGGCGUAAUACGAACCUGAGUUGCGACAAUCACAGCAGUCCACCGGCGAAUAUUACUUGGAAUUAUCAAGGCAAUGAUUUAACGAAAGAGGAACAAACUAAAAUCAACAACAUCAUGGCCGACAAGAUACACGACAAUCCAUUAAUAAUUGAGAACGUAUCGCUUUAUGGAACUUAUCAAUGUAUUGCCAACAACGGAUUCGGUGAAGACAAAAAAAUUAUUGUAUUGAGACAAGGAUUUGUUCCAGCAGCUAUUAAUAAUGUAACAAUCACAAACGUCACAGCAACAUCCGUCACAUUUUCCAUCAACGGGCCAGAAUUCAUCAACGGACCUCCUAUAAAAGCAUACAAAGCGGAAUACGACGAAGCUGAAAACUACAACAUAACAGACAUACACAUAAAUAGAACUUGGUCUAUUGAUAGACCGUUCAGAAUAGAUAGACUGCGACCCAGUACGGUUUACUAUAUAAAGUUUGCAGCUAUUAAUGAUGUCGGUGAUGGUCCUUGGAGUGAAGUCUACGAUUUUGACACACUUGAAAACACGAAUUUCAGGUCAGUGCCACUAGAGCCUGUUUGGGAGACGGAUGUAGAGGAAGUUGCUGCAAUGGAGCGUAAACUGAAGUGGAAGCAAGAGGAACUCGUCGAUUCCUAUAACAUACGACUUUGCCCAAUGAACAAUGGUAUUAUCGAGGAAACUGUGUGUACAGACAAGACUAUCGAACCAGCGGCAGAAUUUCAACUAAACGAUUUAGAUUCCAACACUACUUACUAUCUUGAAUUGAUUGCGCACAAUUCUAACGGGUCGUCAACUCCUGCGCAUAUUAUGUUUACGAUACCAGCUGAAGAAGAAAGGCUAUUGUCCGCUGGAGCUUUAAUCGGGAUAUCAAUAGUAGUAGUAUUCUUUUGCCUAGUGUUAUUGGAUGUAGUUUUAUUGCUGUGGCGAAAGCAAGGCAUUAUCGCUCAUUGCUGCAACAAAAAGAAGAAGAAUAAAAGAGAAGUGAGUUUAAAUUCAAGAUCCCUAAAUGAAAACGUAAAUGAGAUAGAAAAGGCCUUCUUAGAGACAACCCAGAGCCCGUCAACGACGUACAAAAGCGGGCGAGCAAUGGACACAGAGAAUAUGAAUACAACAAGACGACCGGCGUUAUAACCGGGAAACAUUCCGCCGUAUAGUAAUAGAAAGUUAUUUAAGCUGAUUGAACAUCUAUCAACACACACCGUACGCGCUGCAAUUUUUUUAGUCAUUUCUAGUGAUAGGGUGCCAAGGGACCCUAUUAGUAAUACCUCUGCUUAGGCUUACUUCCGUUGCUGUCCGUCUGUUCGUCUGUCAAUUAGCGGGCUGUAAUUUCGUGAAUCGUAAUAGGUAGAGUUUAAAUUUUCACAGAAUGUGUACUAAUUUCUUUUGCCGCUAUAA